UAAAUCAAAACCAUUUGUAAUUUCGCUUGAGAAAAAGAAGUGCAAGUAUGUCAAGUGUUGUUUGUUCCAAAUUUGGACGUUGGAAUUGGAAGCCAAGGUUAUAGGAAAAUGUUUGGAAUCAUUACUGGAAGUUAUAGAUUCGAGACUCAACUGAGAUGCAAAAACAGAGUGUCAGUCAAUGAGAGCAAUUUUACAUAUCCUUCGCUCACACCCUUCUCCUCUCUCUCACCCUUCUCCUCUCUCUCACUUCAAUUUUCAUUUCCAUCUCUCCCCUCGUUUCUUCUCAUCAUCAUCUUCUCGCUUUCACCUUCACCAACCCACCUUCGAAGAAGCACUGCAACAACAUUCUCACCAUACCCAACACCUCUCCACAUGUUCCCACAGAGAAAAACCAUUUAUUUCUCUCAUAAAAUCAUGUUCAAGAAAUACCCAUUUGGUUCAAAUCCAUGCCCAUCUCCUCCGAACAUCUCUCCUCCAGUCCCCCAUCAUUUCUCUCGCCUUCUUGACCCACAUCGCUCUCUCUCCGUCCCGCAAUCUGAGCUAUUCCCUUCGAUUUUUCUCUCAAAUUCCGAAGCCCAAUAUCUCUCAUUACAACAAUAUGAUCAGAGUUUACUCAUUGAGUAAUUCUCCUGAGGAAAGCUUCAAAUUUUACCGAGAAAUGCGACGAAAUGGUAUAAGCCCUGACCCAUUAUCUUCUUCCUUUGUAACCAAGUCUUGUAUUAGAAUGAAUUCGUUAUUGGGUGGUUUGCAAGUUCAUGCUAAGAUUUUGAGUGAUGGGCACCAAUCUGAUAGUCUUUUGAUGACUACUCUGAUGGAUUUGUAUUCAAUUUGUCAGAAGUGUGAUGAUGCUUGUAAGGUGUUUGAUGAAAUGUCUCACAGAGAUACUGUUGCUUGGAAUGUCUUGAUUUCUUGCUACACUCGUAAUGGUCGAACCCGGGAUGCUUUGGGUGUGUUUGAUACAAUGCAGAGGUCGCGCUGUGGUUCUCAACCUGAUGAUGUUACUUGUCUGCUUGUACUUCAGGCUUGUGCCAAUUUAGGUGCAUUGGAAUUUGGCGAGCGGGUUCAUAGUUUUAUUCGAGUACAUGGAUAUGGAAAUGCUCUCAAUCUAUGCAAUUCUCUUAUAGCAAUGUAUUCGCGAUGUGGAUGUGUUGAUAAGGCUUACGAGGUGUUUAAGUUCAUGCCUAAUAAAGAUGUGGUUUCUUGGAGUGCAAUGAUUUCGGGUUUAGCAAGUAAUGGACAUGGAAAAGAAGCUAUUGAAGCAUUUAGGGAGAUGCAGAGAAUGGGUAUUGUGCCUGAUGAUCAAACGUUUACAGGGGUUCUUUCUGCUUGUAGUCACUCUGGGCUUGUUGAUGAAGGUUGGAUGUUUUUCAAUUCUAUGAGUAAAGAAUUUAGGAUAAUGCCCAAUGUCCAUCAUUAUGGUUGCAUGGUUGACCUCUUGGGUCGUGCUGGUUUGCUUAACCAGGCCUAUGAUCUUAUUCUUUCAAUGGCUGUUAAGCCAGAUGCUACAAUGUGGAGGACUUUGCUUGGAGCUUGUAGGAUUCACUGUCACGUUACCCUCGGAGAACGCAUUAUCGAACAUUUGAUUGAACUCAAAGCACAAGAAGCAGGGGAUUAUAUUCUGUUGUUGAAUAUUUAUUCUUCUGUUGACGAUUGGGAGAAAGUGAUAGAAGUGAGAAAAUUGAUGAAAGAGAAAGGAAUCCAAACCACACCGGGAUGUAGUACAGUUGAAUUGAAAGGAGUAGUACAUGAGUUUGUUGUCGAUGAUAUUUCACAUCCACGAAAGAAUGAGAUUUAUGAGAUGUUGGAUGAGAUUGGAAUGCAACUGAAAAUUGGCGGUUAUAUCGCUGAAGUAACAUCUGAGUUGCAUAAUUUGGGUGCUGACGAAAAGGAAACUAUACUAUCUUAUCACAGUGAGAAGUUGGCCAUCGCUUUUGGCGUUCUUGCAACUCCACCGGGUACGACAAUUAGAGUGGCGAAAAAUCUCCGGACUUGUGUUGAUUGCCACAAUUUUGCAAAAGUGCUUUCUGGGGUUUAUAACCGUGAGGUUAUUAUUAGAGAUCGCACCAGGUUUCAUCAUUUCCGAGAAGGGCACUGCUCCUGCAAUGACUAUUGGUAGAAAAGGGAUUUUCGUGUGGAUUUGAGACAUCACUCGCUUUUGGGUUAGUUACCCGGGCCUCUGAUCUAGGUGCCAGAGAAACACUGAAGGGAAACAUAUUGAACUACCCUGGCAAGAUUGCUCCUUCCACCCAGGCAGUUUGUUAAUGCAAAUGAACUUCCAUUAUUAUCCAGUGUUUGGAAGCCCAAUGGAUCUUGUGGGAUAAUUAUCUGAAGCAGGCAAUAAUUGUCUAAAGUAUACAGAGAAGUAAUUCAAUUUCCAGGCAAUGGUAAAUACAAGAGGAUCUGUAGACACCAAAUUAUGAAUUGAUGGAGUAUGUAGGUUCAUAAAGUGGAGCUCGUCAUCAGUUGCAGCCUUGUUUCUGUCCGUAGACCUUUGAUACCGCUGAAGCUAGCCCAGAUCAUCCAUCCAGUAGACUAUUUUGAGUGCCAAACAUGUCGGGGGUCAUCUGGAUUUGCGAGUCUUGAAUUUUUUUAAUCACGCAAGUUAAAUGUUAUGUUGGUCUCAUUCCUCAAUCGGAUAAGAAAUGGUUUGCCCAGUCUUUGUUGACAAUUGUAGGGAGUUUGUAUUUGGAUUAUGUUGGCAAAUGUCAUGUCAAUUUUUCUCUUUUUCAAUUUUAUUUAUGUUUCCUGUGACCCUCAUCAAUAUUGUGCUUGUGUACGCUUUCCCCAAUCUGGAGAAUUUGACCACUGCUUGCCUAUCCAAGUAAUGCCCCUAGAACUGAGCACAAAGUAAAAUCACCAAUCUAAUACAGGAAGUGAACAAGUCUUCAGCUGAAUUGUGUUCAUCAUCUUGAAAAGCUUACGACAAAGAAUUCAAAAACUUAAACCCCAUUUGUAAACUUAUGAAACACAAUAAUUAAAAAAAAAAUGAAAAAGAAAAAGCACAUCACUUGCUUGAAAGUAGAAAGCAACCUGCAGA
Camellia sinensis is the source of this 3037-nucleotide messenger RNA. RefSeq names its product pentatricopeptide repeat-containing protein At3g47530. The record is from RefSeq and is a predicted model, not a curated record. Gene Ontology annotation, molecular function: protein binding; RNA binding; zinc ion binding. Gene Ontology annotation, biological process: RNA modification. NCBI's taxonomy places the organism in Eukaryota, Viridiplantae, Streptophyta, Magnoliopsida, Ericales, Theaceae.